Messenger RNA from Gastrolobium bilobum, 1361 nucleotides. Its product is annotated as zingipain-2-like. Gene Ontology annotation, molecular function: cysteine-type endopeptidase activity. The coding region runs from base 64 to 1104 and encodes 346 amino acids. The record is from RefSeq and is a predicted model, not a curated record. NCBI's taxonomy places the organism in Eukaryota, Viridiplantae, Streptophyta, Magnoliopsida, Fabales, Fabaceae. The transcript has 2 exons. Gene Ontology annotation, cellular component: lysosome.
UUAAAGACAUUGCUAUAGCUAGCUAGAUUGAGUAGUAAUAUACUACUGUGCUGUGUGCUAGCAAUGGCUUUAACUCUAGACAGAAAAUCUAUUGUUACCAUUUUCAUCCUUUUGUGGAGUUGCGCAUCUCGUGCUACGUCCCGAACAUUCCAUGAAUCUUCCAUUAUUGCCAAACAACAUGAAGAGUGGAUGGCCUUGCAUGGCCGUGCCUAUGCCGACAAUGAAGAGAAAAUCAGACGCCAACAAAUAUUCAAGGACAACUUGGAGUUCAUAGAGAAACACAACAAUGAAGGAAACAAGAGCUACAGGUUAAGCCUUAACGGUUAUGCUGACUUAACUGAUGAAGAAUUCCUUGCGUCUCACACAGGGAAUCUCGUCAUGCCACCAGCAGGGUCAUCCAAGAUUAACAACAAUUUUAGGUACAAAAAUGUGAAUGUCAGUGACAUUGAGCCAAGCUUGGAUUGGAGAGAGAAAGGGGCAGUCAAUAAAAUAAAGAACCAAGGCCAAUGCGGGAGUUGCUGGGCAUUUUCUAGUGUGGCAGCUAUUGAAGGUAUUACCCAAAUCAAAACGGGCAAGUUGAUGUCAUUGUCAGAGCAACAAUUGGUAGACUGUGCCAUCCCUGAUGGUAAUGGCUGCGGCGGAUAUACUAUGGAUAAAACCUUUGAGUAUAUAGAACAAAGCCAAGGUCUUGCUAGUGAAGAGGAUUACCCAUAUAUGGAACAAGAUGGGACUUGUCGUGAUGAUGGGAUGGUCAAUCCUGCGGCCAAGAUUAGUGGUCACGAAGAUGUUCCUCAUAAUAGCGAGGAAGAGCUUCUCAAGGCAGUGGCUAACCAACCUGUCUCAGUAGCCAUUGAUGCUGAAGGAAAAGCAUUUCGGUUUUACUCUCAAGGAGUUUUCAAUGGUGAGUGUGGAACUAGUCUUAACCAUGCAGUUACUGCAAUUGGCUAUGGUGAGGACGACACAAAUGGGGCUAAGUACUGGUUGAUAAGGAACUCGUGGGGUCAACGUUGGGGCGACGAGGGUUACAUGAAGAUGCAGAGGGAGGCUGGUACCCCUGAAGGUCUCUGCGGCAUUGCCCUCCAAGCUUCUUAUCCAACUCUUUAACUAUUAUAUACAUAUACCAUAUAUAUAUAUAUGUCACCAUAUUUAUAUAUAUUUCCUUUAUAAUAAUUAUCUAUUAAGUACUUAUUUUUCAUUUCCCUAAGUUAAUUUUACUUCAUUUUCUAUGCAUUAUCUAUCUUAUAUAUGCUCAUAUUGCUCCCUAUGCUUAUGUAGUGUUAUAAGUUAGUUUAUCGAUCGUUGAAUGGAUCGAUCCAGUUGUAUUAAUUUGGAAAAGUAUGAAUAAAAUGUUUAUUGCCCUU